Arctia plantaginis is the source of this 4803-nucleotide messenger RNA. The record is from the annotation of a GenBank genome assembly. NCBI's taxonomy places the organism in Eukaryota, Metazoa, Arthropoda, Insecta, Lepidoptera, Erebidae.
AUGAAGGUCCCCUCUUUCCCUGCUUCUGGAGGAUGGUACCGUGAAACCGGUGGAGGAGUACUCCGUGACGUCCGUGACGGCGAAGGCGGCGGACGAUACAGCCGGUCUCACGACGCACUGGCUAUCCGAAGAGCAGAAGUAGCUGAUGCUGGACGUUGGGCAUGCCGCGCAGCAAACUCUCACGGUCACCUGACUCUGAGACUUCAUCUUGCUGUGAGGGCGCAUUUGACUGUUCAUGCUCAACCUCAUACACAGGUGGUGAACAGUGGGGGCACAGCAGUCAUCAAUUGCACCUGGAGUGGCUGGCCAGCCCCUCGCCUGGAGUGGCUUCACAACGGGAUACCUUUAGGUGCAGGAGUAGCCGGUGGCAGAGUCAGGGUUCAGAAUAAUGGAGAACAGUUACUGAUAUCCUCAGUCCACCGAGCUGACAAAGGAGUAUAUCAGUGCAUGGCAAGAAAUGAGAGAGACUCGGCGCAGGCCAGUGCGGAAUUGAGGCUAGGAGACACAGCACCAGAACUCCAGUACACGUUCAUAGAACAGGUACUGAGAGCUGGUCAGGUGGUGACCCUGAAGUGUUCAGCUACCGGUUCUCCCCCGCCGCACUUCACCUGGAUGCUGGAUGGGCAACCGCUUAACACGAUGGCUAGAGGUCACAGAUAUAGUUUAGAACAAUUCGCGACGAAGACAAACGAUGUGGUCAGUUAUCUAAAUAUCUCAGCUGUAAGGUCUGAAGAUGGUGGCCUCUACACCUGCAGAGCCGCCAACUCUCUUGGAGAAGUAUCACAUACAUCCAGACUCAACAUCUAUGGUCCACCUUACGUGCGGUCAAUAGGACCGAUAAGAGCUGUAGCGGGACGAGAGCUGGUUUUGUAUUGCCCUUAUUCUGGCUAUCCUAUCAGUUCAGUAAAGUGGGAACGAGACGGGAACACCGUAGAGUGGGAAAACAGCAUUGAUGGAGCUCUCAGAGUAUCUAGGGUUGAUCCCUCACAUGCAGGCGCUUACACUUGCGCUGUUAUGGGACCUCACGGUGAAAUAGCCAGGAGAGAGUUGCAGCUUGUAGUGAGCAAUCCUCCGGAAAUCGAACCGUUUUCUUUCUCUGCUAACUUGCAAGAAGGCAAAAGAGCUCAAGUGAGCUGCAGCGUCACCUCAGGAGACAUGCCUGUUCACUUCACAUGGCUGAAGGACAACGCUCCUAUUCCUUCCACUUUACAGGUGGAAGAACGAGGCGCUGAUUUUUUCAGCAACCUCGUAUUCAAAGAGGUAUCGGCGCGCCACAGCGGGCUUUAUACUUGCGUGGCCUCAAAUACAGCGGCCAAGGUUAAUUACACCGCUGAACUGGUGGUGAAAGUAUCACCCAAAUGGGUAGUGGAACCUAAAGAUGAAGCAGUCCUGGCUGGAGAAGCUUUAGCACUACAUUGUCAGAGCACAGGGUCUCCUACGCCUCAAGUUACCUGGUUAAAGCAAAGAGGGUCAUCAAUUGAUUACAUUCCCCUAGUAAACCUGGGUGGUAGGUUCCAAUUCCUGUCGAAUGGUACGUUGUGGAUCGAGUCAGCGCUUCCCUAUGAUGAAGGGAACUACAUGUGCAAGUCAGAGAAUGGAGUAGGAACUCCGCUGACUAAAACAAUAUUUGUUUCUGUUAAUGAACCUGCACGGUUUGAGCUGACGUCACACAACAUGACAGCUCGCCGUGAUGCGCCUGCGACACUCGUGUGCGACGUGCGUGGAGACAGCCCUAUCAGGGUCACGUGGGCGCACAACAUGAAUCACUUAGAUCUUAAUACUUAUAGACUAAGCAUCUCUGAAGCAAAGACUGAUAGUGGAUUAAGAUCGCAGUUGUACAUCAGCCGAGCGGAUCGCCAGGACUCUGGCGUGUACAAGUGUCAAGCUGUCAACGCUUAUGGCCACAGCGACCAUUAUAUUUAUCUUUCCGUCCAAGAAAAACCCGACAUGCCUCACUCACUUUCUGUGACGGAGAUCUUGAGCCGUGCAGUUCGUUUGUCCUGGAGCCAGGGUUUUGACGGCAACAGCCCACUCGUGGGCUACACGUUACAGUACUGCGCGUUGUCUGCGCAGGGCGCGAUACGCGUGAAUCAGUGGGAUGCCGCAGUCACCAUCAACGUAUCUAUCCAUGGGAUCCCUCACUCACAUGUUACCUUGACCAAGAAAGGUGAUGUCCAUUACGAAGCUCUACUCAGCAACUUAAAACCGCACACGGCGUAUAUGAUCAGAAUAGCUGCUAUUAACCAGAUAGAUAGGAGCCCCUACACAGAGCCGGUUGUCGUUAAGACGCAAGAAGAAGCUCCAUCAGAAGCUCCUACCAACGUGCAUGUAACUCCUGGUGGACCAGGAGAACUCCAUGUUUCUUGGCGCCCACCACCAAGAGAUGCAUGGCAUGGGGAGCUAUUAGGGUACUCUGUUACGUGUACUGAAAUCAGUCCUUCUGCUUCAGCUAUGAGAAAUGCUAGCAGAACACUGACAAUAAACGGUUGGUCAGCAACAGAAUUAAGUCUGUCAGCACUUCGAAAGUUCACGCGCUACGAGGUCCGUGUGAGAGCAUUUAAUGGUGUGGCUGCAGGCCCAGCAUCCACACCUGUUUCAGCUACUACUUUAGAAGGAGUUCCUGAAUCAGCUCCAACGAGAGUAUCCUGCUCUCCACUAUCGUCUUCUAGUAUGAAGGUCUCAUGGAAUCCACCACCAAUUGGACAGCAUGGAGGUUUGAUACAGGGAUACAAAGUCAUCUACUCGCCACUUACAAGUGAUCAUGUGGACGUGGGGGAGAUAAAGAGAGUGACUACAACGGACACAUAUCUCCACACGUUGAGAAAGUAUACCAACCAUUCUAUACAAGUGCUAGCAUUUACAAAUGCCGGAGAUGGGAAAAGAAGUUCUCCUAUAUACUGCAUGACAGAAGAGGACGUGCCCUCAGCGCCUGAGAAAAUCAAAGCUUUGGCGUUCUCAAUCAACUCGGUCCUUGUAAGCUGGCUACCUCCUCUGCAUCCUAACGGCGUUAUAUCCCAAUACACAGUCUACUACAGAGAAGCUGGACGGUUAGGCAAGCACUCUAGUUUUCCAGUUUCAGUUGAAAAGAAAGCGGACAAUGAGUUGAUGUUCCAAGUAGGAAACCUUAUGGAGAACCAGCUUUAUGAAUUCUGGGUUUCUGCUACCACUGGUUCGGGAGAAGGAGAGUCUACACUCGUAGUUGGACAAGGACCUAGUUCUAGAAUCCCGGCUCGUAUCGCGUCGUUCGGUCGCCGGGUGUCGGUGGGCGCGGGGCGCGCGGCGCUGCUGCAGUGCACGUGCGUGGGCGCGCCGGCGCCGCGCUCGCGCUGGCAGCACGCGCGCGUGCCCGUCACGCACCACCAGUACUACCAGGUCACGCACAGGGGACACCUGCACAUACGAGAAGUAAAUGAACAGUCAUCGGGAAACUUCACGUGCACCGCUAGCAACACUAUCGGAGAAGACUCCAUCGUUUACGUAGUAACUGCCAUCCUGCCACCUGCAGCUCCGGCUCUGUCUCUCCAAUACACCACUGCUACCAGCAUCAAAAUACACUGGCAACUACCUGGUGAUAGUGCUGAGCCAAUACUUGGUUAUCUAUUACACUACAAGCAAGUUUCCGACACCGACUGGCACAUCGUAGAACUGUCUCCUGAAGUCACCAACUACGUCAUGGAUAUGCUCAAGUGUGGGUCAACGUAUAACGCUAAGAUACAAGCUCGCAACAAGAUCUCCAUAGGACCACCUAGUGAAGUGCUUAGCGCCACAACUAGAGGGGGACGACCAAAACCUCCAAAGCCCGAAGAUCACGUCCAUAUGAACUCCACGGCGAUUAAGAUUAACUUCUAUGCGUGGCGAGAUGGUGGUUGCCCUAUACUGGGAUUCAGAGUUUCGUAUAGAAGAGCAGGCUCCGAACAUUGGAUAAAGGUCGGCGACGGGCUGAGUUCAGCUAGCCAUGUCGUUGGUGAAUUAACGCCAGCGACGUGGUAUGAGCUAAGCGUGGAAGCGUACAGCGACGCGGGUGUGGAGCGAGUCACGCUCAGAGCUGAUACUCACACUUUAGCUGGAGGUCGUAUACCUCCAAUGAAACCGUCAUCCCCACUUUCUGGUGGGUCCAAGCCGACAUCGUUGCGGACGGUGCUAGUAUCGUGUGUUGCGAGUGGUGUUGUAAUAGUCGUCACAUUGGCAGCCAUAGUGUGCCUUGUGCACGGCAAGAAAAAAUUUUUCUGCAUCUCGAGUGACCACUACAUAAGAGAUAAUAGAAAACUAAGUGAAAGCAAUGAGGCUGAGAGGGAGAAGCUUCGAGAGGGACAGAAACUUUACUCAUCCUCUUCUAUCAAUGGCAAUGAGAAAUCUAAUGAUGACUCAUCAGCGGAAUUAUACGAGAUAAGUCCGUACGCGACAUUCGGAGUGUCAGCGGCGCACUCGCUGCAGUUCCGCACGCUCGCGCGCCGCGAAGACGACGCCGCGCCCCCGCACCGCCGCCGCCACCGCGCCUGCGACCACUACCGAUACGUGUACAAAUUUAACACUUACACCGAGCAGUCGCUUGGUCCGAUUCUUGAACUUGGCCCGACAGAUGAAUCGAGCCUGUCUAAAUGCUCGACAGUGGAGGCGCGGCACCGCAUGCGCGCCGCCUGCGCCAGCGCCGGCCCCGCCUCCACCAGCUGGCGCGACACGCACACCGACUCCGACGACAACAGCGACAGUGCCGCCAACACCACCACCAAAGGUUCAGGCACAUCCCCGUGCGGCAGUGCCUACGGCAGCGGCCGCCGCAGCGCCCGCACUACCAGCAGGUAG